CGCAUUCGGACCAUGUCGCUACAUUUGAAUAAUGGAUAACGCGAUUUAAAGUCAAUUCUAAAUUCCGUCUAACAACAACAACAACAAAAUAUAUUUAUAAAAAUGUAUAAUUAAAUAAGAAUUGGUGUACACCAUGGAAUCUAAGCAUCUUUUAUUGCUAAUUUGGUUUACAUUGUGUUUUAAUUACUUGUGCCAUGGUCGCGAAAUUCUAUUCGUUAUCUCUUGCCCACGCGAGGGAUUGAAGAAUUGCCGAAAACUAGAAGAGAAUCUGUGGCAACAACAGCAGCAAAUAACCGAGAUGAUCCCAAUGGAUUAUGAUUACGCCAUUAAGGUUCACAUAAUGCAUGAACUAUUCAAUUACUGGACACUGCUCGACGCGUUGCCACAUUUGCGAAGCCAGACACGUCUGCUAAAUGCCAACACCGAAUGGAUUAUUUGGUGUCAGCAAAACACGAACGUGUCCUCCCUGCGUGCUCUGCUCGACCAGCUAAAUCGCCAGGAUGCCCAAGAGAUGGCCUACUUCGGACACGCCUUGUAUGAUGCUGAGGCAACGAUAGUGCAUCACUUUGCGCACUACAAGAAUCCAACUUGGUUCCCGUAUCCAAUGCUAAGUUCUGGCGUUGUUUUCACAGGUGUUUUACUCCGCAGACUGGCCGAACUUGUUGCUGCUAAUCCCCAAAAUGUCACCAGGCACAGCGAAUUCGCCAUAGAUGCGGCGCAUGAGUUGGCCCGAUUCAUUUUCGAUAAUUUAGCACCUUCAUUGCCAAAUAAACAUGAUGAUGAGGAUGAUGAUGAUGAUGAUAGCAGCAGAAACAGUGUCGAGAAAGACUUGUUACAGUGCAGAAUAAUUUUGAAAAGUGCUGCCUACAUUUGUCCCUCGGCGAACUUGUCGCCAGCCUGGUCUGGAGAGUUUGAACUCCCCCGAGAGACGCCGAAGUUGAAGCCGAAGCCUGUGUCUUGUAUGUUGCAUGCAACUCCUGAAACGGCUGCUGGGAAUGUCGAACAUUGUGUGCACACAACGGGAUCUCACAUCUAUUUUGCAAUCAAAACCUGUGCAAAAUUCCAUAAGGAGCGAGUACCAAUCAUCGAACGCACCUGGGCGCAGGAUGCCAGGCAGCGCAAAUACUACAGCGAUGUGGCAGAUGCCAGCAUACCGACAAUCAGCACCGGGAUACCAAAUGUUGCAACUGGACAUUGUGCCAAAACAUUGGCAAUUUUGCAAUUAUCCCUCAAGGAUAUCAGACAGUCAACGGACAUUCGUUGGCUGAUGCUCGUCGAUGAUGAUACGCUACUGAGCGUGCCUCGAUUGGCCGCUCUGCUGAGCUGUUACAAUCACACGGACCACAUUUAUCUGGGCGAACGCUAUGGCUAUCGAUUGUAUGCGCCGGAUGGCUUCAACUACCACACGGGUGGCGCUGGGAUUGUGCUCAGUGUGCCGCUUGUGCGACUCAUAGUGGAGCAUUGCAGCUGCCCUUCUCCGAGUGCGCCGGAUGACAUGAUCCUCGGCUACUGCUUACAGACACUGGGUGUGCCGGCGUUGCAUACCUCCGCCUUCCAUCAAGCACGGCCGCAGGACUAUGCUGCGGAUGUGUUGCAACUAAAUGCGCCCAUUUCGUUCCACAAAUACGUGCAGACAACGCCGGAGCACACGUAUAAACGGUGGCUGGGUGGCCAGCCACUGAACAACGCCACUAUACAUCAUGUUUCUGGCAAGGAUCAGCAGGCAAUUCCAAUUCCACUUAGUGGACAGGGGCUGCUGCAGCUGGCCAAUGUGCCAACAGGAUUAGAUGGGUCCACAAAGCAUCUGGAUCUAUAGUUGUUUGCAGAUGAGAAAGCAACAAAGACAAGAAGAAGAAGAAGUAUAUGAUCACUUAAAUGUAACUUUUCUUUUAAUGGAAAUUCUUAGAUACAAAAUAUUAAACAAAGUGAUUGAAGUAAGAUUAAAUGCUUUCAAAAGAUGUGUGUAUGUAUAUAUAUCAAGUGAUAAAAUAAUGAGCAGAUAUAUUAUAAUAAUAAAAA
Molecule: messenger RNA, 2019 nt
Organism: Drosophila sulfurigaster albostrigata
Lineage: Eukaryota; Metazoa; Arthropoda; Insecta; Diptera; Drosophilidae
Product: beta-1,3-glucosyltransferase-like
Exons: 7
Coding region: 299-1816 (505 amino acids)
Cellular component (GO): membrane
Molecular function (GO): acetylglucosaminyltransferase activity
Source: RefSeq, a predicted model, not a curated record